Priapulus caudatus is the source of this 517-nucleotide messenger RNA. Its product is annotated as eosinophil peroxidase-like. The annotation marks the transcript as partial. Gene Ontology annotation, biological process: response to oxidative stress. Gene Ontology annotation, molecular function: heme binding; peroxidase activity. The record is from RefSeq and is a predicted model, not a curated record. Lineage: Eukaryota; Metazoa; Priapulida; Priapulimorpha; Priapulimorphida; Priapulidae. The transcript has 3 exons.
AGGCUUCAACAACUCGGUGCUGAACUGCGGCCGCUGCGACAGCGCCAUGUCCGUCAGUCAGGAAUGUCAGCCCGUAUCCAUCCCGAGAGACGAUUCGUUCUUCCCAGCGACAACUGCCGACGGAAGUCCGCACUGCAUGGCCUUCGCUAGAUCUUCCCCCAUCACUGAUAAAAAAUUUGGUCCACGUCAACAGAUGAAUCAGAUUACGUCAUUUAUUGACGCGUCCAAUGUCUACGGAUCGACGAUGUGUCGCAAGGAGCAGCUGAGAGAGGGACGAGGAGGGCGCAUGCGCAUGCAGCCGAACGGAAACAGGAAGCCGCUGCUGCCGCCGCUCGCCGACGACGAGGAGGACUGCGCUGCGACGCCGAAGAGUCGCUGCUUCAUGGCGGGAGACGUGCGCGCCAACGAGCAGCCGCUGCUGGCAACGACGCAUCUCAUCUGGGUGCGACAACACAACCGACUGGUUGGCGAGCUGGCGGGACUCAACCCGCACUGGAGCGACGAAAUGUUGUACGAG